AUGGAGACGAUCAAGGGACUCCAAAAACGAUUCCCCUCCACCGAUAACCUGCCGACUCUCAAGUCGCUACAAUUCACAUCCCUCAAGGAUGCCUCCGAAAAGAUAACGCCGCGACUCUCUUUCUUCAAGAAGCGGAUACGGAUACGCGGCAACAGCAAGAUCAGUGUGCCACUAUACCUGGUCCUGCUGUUCCCCUGCAUUGUGGUAAUAGUAAUACUGCUGCUUUUCGUGCGGCAUCCUGCGUCCCCUGGAGGACGCUUAAUACCCACUGGAGCGCCGCCCAGUAUACGGAAAAUCAACGAGAAGCACGACAAGGUCUUCGUUAAUGGCUGCUUAGACCCAGCGAUCACUUCCAAGGAGACCGAGCGCAUGAAUGCAGCCUUCGUGGUACUAGCACGGAACAAAGAGCUGGAUGGCGUGAUUGAAAGUCUGAAGAGCGUGGAAAGGCACUUCAACCGCUGGUUCCACUACCCAUAUGUCUUCCUCAACGAUGGAGACUUCAACAGCACCUUCAAGGAGACCGUGCAAAACUACACCAGCGGUAACGUGGAGUUUGGAAAGAUUGGGUCAGAUCACUGGGGAUACCCAGACUGGGUUGACACAAACGUAGCCAAGGAGGGCAUCAGAAAACAAGGAGAUGCAGCCAUCAUGUAUGGUGGCAUGGAGUCAUACCAUCACAUGUGCAGAUUCUACUCUGGCUUCUUCUACAAGCACGAGCUGCUACAGAAGUAUGACUGGUACUGGCGAGUCGAGCCCGAGAUCAAGUACUUCUGCGACAUUACCUACGAUCCGUUCGUGCACAUGGCGCGGAAUAACAAGACGUACGGCUUCACGAUCGCUGUGAAGGAGUUGAAAGAGACGGUUCCAAACAUCUUCCGAUAUGCGUCCGCGUACAAGCGCACGCACAACAUCACUUCACAAGGCCUGUGGGAGAUGUUCACAGAGCCGAAGGAAGGCUACAACCAGGAUGGUACUCCCAAGCCAGGCACCAUUCCUCCGGACCAGCUGCCAAAGGAAGAUCCCAGAUACGCGGACGAGAAGCACAAGCCGCUGCCUGAAGAUAUCCUGCGGACAGAGCCCGGGCAGGGAACACUUCCAGACAUCGACCCUGAAGCGAUGGAGGGCGAGAUCUAUAACAUGUGCCAUUUCUGGUCGAACUUCGAGAUUGCGAGGUUAGAUUGGUUCAGGAGUAAGGAGUACGAAGAGUUCUUCCAAAUGAUGGACAGGUCUAGCGGAUUCUGGAUGGAAAGGUGGGGAGAUGCACCCAUCCACUCCCUCGCAGCCGGUGCUCUCCUUGGACCCAAGGACAUUCACUACUUCCGAGACUUUGGCUACAGACACACGACGAUCCAGCAUUGUCCCGCAAACGCUCCAGCGCGGCAACUUCCCCGAGAACCUUACCUCGAACAAACCACCCUCGAUGAAAAGGCACGAAAAGAGGAAGACGAAUACUGGGCGAAGUGGGAUACCGAAAAGGAGAACGGUGUCGGCUGCAGAUGUCGCUGCGACACUGACAUUGUCGAAGUCGAGAACAAGGAAGGAAGCUGCAUACCCGAAUGGGUAGAUAUCGCAGGUGGCUACAUCACACCUGAAGGGCCCGGAUGA
This is a messenger RNA of Fulvia fulva, 1605 nucleotides long. Its product is annotated as O-glycoside alpha-1,2-mannosyltransferase 4. Gene Ontology annotation, molecular function: alpha-1,2-mannosyltransferase activity. The transcript has 2 exons. Gene Ontology annotation, cellular component: Golgi apparatus; membrane. The record is from RefSeq and is a predicted model, not a curated record. NCBI's taxonomy places the organism in Eukaryota, Fungi, Ascomycota, Dothideomycetes, Mycosphaerellales, Mycosphaerellaceae. The coding region runs from base 1 to 1605 and encodes 534 amino acids. Gene Ontology annotation, biological process: cell wall mannoprotein biosynthetic process; protein N-linked glycosylation.